Molecule: messenger RNA, 5994 nt
Organism: Cygnus olor (mute swan)
Lineage: Eukaryota; Metazoa; Chordata; Aves; Anseriformes; Anatidae
Product: lipase member M-like
Exons: 10
Coding region: 4222-5601 (459 amino acids)
Biological process (GO): lipid metabolic process
Molecular function (GO): hydrolase activity, acting on ester bonds
Source: RefSeq, a predicted model, not a curated record
UACUUCUCAUCCUACCUUGACAAAGCAUCCCUCUCCAGCUUUCCUGUAGGUGCCCUUUAGGUACUGGAAGGAGCUCCAGUGAUUAGCUACAUCACUUGUUGUAUUUAUAAUGACAUUUUUUUUCUGUGUGAUUAGUUAUUUACUGCAGGGCUCUGUCCUAGAGCAGCAUUCUUCCAGCACUGCAGUGGAUCUCCAUGUAAAUGCAAGAAGACUCUUCUAUCCUUGCAAAUAAACAUACCAAGCUUGGCAAGACUUUUCCCAAACAGACUUCUGAACAGCUUGUAAGAACCUAUUUAUUUUUAGUUAAAAAGUACUAAUUUAUUCAUUCUGAAGGUUCAUAAGAAUUGCAGCACUUUCUUUCUAGCUAGUUUAGAAUGUUUCUGCCACUUCUGUAAUUGUCUGAAUCAAUGCUUGUAUUGAAUUAAUUUAAUUCAUUCCCACAAUGGAGUGUUUUGGUGAAGUUCUUUCCAAACCAGGUUUUAGAAGUGCCUUGCUCCCUAUGGAACUGAUACUUGUCACCUACCACGUGUUAAGGUUUCAGCAGUAGUUGAACUCGUGCAUUUUGGAAGGAAAGAGAACAGUAAAAAAUCAAGGUGCUUGUAAGCAUAUUGUGAUGUUCUGUCAUCUCAGAUUGCCUUGAUCAAUAAAUGGACUGAGUUAACUGGGAAGCUGUGCUGAUCUUGGAAGGACUGGAGUCCUUGACUAUCUGAAGCCUGUUGUUUUGUGGCCUGAGCUUCCUCUCGGUAGAACAAGGAUGUCCAGCCACUGUGAGGGCUGGCAGCUCCCUGGGAGCUGGUCAGCAGAAAGAUGAGCGGGAUAUUUUGGGCGGCAGAGCCGGGUUUCCCCAACCAGGCCCUCUCCCAGAACCUCCAUCCAGCAAGGGAGCAGGGCAGGAUGGUGGCCAAGUGCAACCAAGACUCAUCAGGCAAGUCCACAGUGAUGACAGAGGUGCAAGAUCAGCCCCAUACAUCAGCCCGUGGGUCGGGGUCCAAACCAGCUCAGUCUCUCACUCUUAGACUUCACAGCCCGGCAUGAGGCCUUCACCAUCCCAGCGAGUGUAUUCAUGGCACAGCAAUGCUCCCUUUCUAUUCUCCAAGGGUGAGCAAAGGAAAAAACCUUGACCAUACACCCGCAUAUGUGGAGGGUGUUGCUCAUUUAGCCACUUACUUAACUUUCUUCUAGAUUUUCUCAGGCAAAGCAAUUUAUGAUCUGCUUGUGCACAGCAUGCCAAGCAGGAAGGGCUUAAAACUACGUCACAUCCCAUUCAAAACACAGUAAUCACACCAUAUUUGCUGACCUAUAAUUUUCUAUUACCGUCAUAGCCAAUGUAAAAGAAGCAGCAGGCUCAUGUGCCUUUGUGUGGAGCAUAUGGUCAGCUCACAGGGCUGUGUCCACACCAGGGAGGUGGCGAGUGCGUCUUCUACAGAGUCAUUCCCACUUGAGGAUUAUGCAGAGGCACAUGCCUAAAAUGAAGAUGUACUUUUCUCAGGAUGCCAAGACCAGACAACAGCUAGUUAAGCAUCUCCCUACUUGUGAUUUGCCUACCCUCAUGCUUGGUAAGCAUUAGCAGAUAGAAGGUAACAACCAGCACAUUGGACAUACUAUCUGGAAGCUGUUACAUGUGUGAAAGCACCAGGAGAAAUGACAAAACAAGAGUUAGAAGAAUGGUAUGCAUUGAUCUGGUAUGCAUUGAUCACUGAGGACGUGAUUAACACCAAUCAAUCUCGUAAGCACUGAGGAAUGUGUUGCUUGCACCCUGAUGUGCCACAGAGAAGGUGACUCACUGGCAGAAGAUGUGCGCCUGACAACAGAACAACAGCAGAGGGGAUACAGUACAUCUUAUGGGCUGUUUCUCUUCCUGUUAUCCCAAGAGGAUGACAGGUUAUAAUCCCAAACAAGAAAAUGAAAGAUGCCCAUCAUUGCCUAACACUUACGAAGCCUGAAGUAAAUAAGAUGCAGAGCCAAAACAUCACACCACAACUUUUGUCUCCUAAAAGACCUUAGAGGCCUGUCCUGGAAGGAGUUGGCCUGGGUACUCAAGAGGAACCCAGAAGGCAUACUGACGACUCAACAGUGGCAACCUUUGCCUUCCAUGUCACCCUCAGGUGACCUUGGCCAGACCACUUGGACACACACAUUUUGGCCCUGCUGAGAGUGUGUGUGUGAGUGUGUUCAUUGGUAUGGUUUACUUGCUUAGAAAGUAAGGAAAAUGUCUUUCAGUUUCUAAAUGAUCGUGAGUUUUCUUAAGUUAGAUCCUACAACAGUACUGUACGAAUAUUCCAUGAGUGUGAUUAUACAGUUUAAUUUUAAGAUGCCUAUGAUAGUCUACCCAAUAUUUGCUUAUGCACCCUACCAGGUAUUAUGAGGCCCUGGCACUGUGGGUUAAUAUCAGUGAUGAUUCACAGUUCUGUCAAAUGUACAUGCACAGCAGUGUCAUCACAGUGUUGUUCUUUUAACCCAAACUUGCACCUAUGUGUCAAAAUGUUCGGCUCUGGUCCCCUAACCUCAGAAACCUCUAAGGUCUUCAUUUCUUCCUUUGACUAAGCUAAAAAAGAAUUUCUCAGUAAAAAGCUAGCUGCUUUUUGUUAGCAACUUCUCUCUUUCCUACCACAGAUAUGAUAAGUACCAGUGCUAAAUGUUACACCAGCCACAGUGCUGAUACACUACUCUGACAGCCUUGUCUCUUGGCCAGAGGACACUGGAUAAUUCCCUGCCGUCUUUCCAACCUCUACUAGUCACUACUGCUAGUAUCUAGUACCUCCACCACAUAGCUAGUACCUAGUGGAGGUAGAAAGCAACAGACAUGACAGUGGAUGAAGCAGCUGACUGUACAAGUAAAAGGUGAAGUCUGUCUUGAUGCCGUUGAAGGAAACCAGAGGGUAGUGUAGAGCAAUGCAGGCCGGGUGCUGGUUUCUCCAUCCAUGGGGCAUUGUUUAAACACUCUUAGGAUGGAUGCUGGAAUUGUCCUCUACACAACUUGUGAAGUCUAUCUUAUAUAGUGGGACUUUAGUGUUCACAAGAGGGGGAAGACACUUAAGAGGCACAAACAUGGACAGAAGUAAGGUAAUGAAACAGCAAAGGCUUUGGCACACCUGUUGUGGGAAGGUUGUACCCACACACAUAGCUCCUUUAAGUCAGUGUUGAGCACUGAUAUAAAAUUAGUCUUGUGGAUGGAGUAACCUGUGCGUGUUUUGAAGAAGUGUGUCGGUUGAGUGUGUUUCACAACUCACAGACUGCUCCUGGACUAUGGCUGGUAUGAAUGUUAGAAGUCAAUUUAAUCCUUGUCCAGGAAAUAUACAUGUAAGCAGAGCACCUGGUAGCCAGCCAAAGGCUUGGACUUUUGGGUGGCUACCGAGCAGCUACAGAAAAGCGCAGGUUGUAGCAUCAUGGGCUGCAGGUGGAGAAAGAGCACCUUUGCUCUGUGUAAUACACAUCGCUUCAGCCAAACAGAGGCAUUGCACAAGCUCUCCUUCUCUCUGCAGUCCAUCGGCAAGAUGCUAAGGUUGGUGCUUUCCCAGAGAACAUUACAGAGGUUUUGCAAGUUGCCAGCUGCAAAUACAAUACUGCUUGGGCCUAAGAGGUAUGUGGAGGCUGCCUGGGCCGCUGCCACUUGUGAAGGAUAGUGUAAUGGCCUAGUGUUUCCCACCCACACAGCCAAUGAAGUCUGGCCUGCCACUCAUGUGCCUAUGGAGAGGUCAACAUGCUUGUGUAGCCUCACGAAUCUGGUAGAGAGCCAGACACAGCUGCUGUUUGCCCACACCAUUUCAUGGGGACUCAGAACUGUGCGCACAGGCAGUGAGAGCAGCCUGAGUCUUCUCCUUUCUCCACAACCCCUUCUAAGAGGCAUUCCCAUGGGCACCUGGGAGUUAGGAAAUGACCUUUUCCAAAUGAAACAUUUGGAUGUUUUUUACUGUGGCUAUCAUCAGCUUAAGAUGAAAUUCCAUAGCUGAAAUUCCUUACUGCAUCACCUCAGCUGCUUCUGAAAACGUAAUCCGUUGCAAGCCUGAGAGUUAUGACCACAAGACCAAGUGGAGGAAGUUAUCAAAGAUAUGACCCAUGCUCACAUCCCUUAAUUGGAAGACACACGGUGUGGUCCAGUGUGGUGCCGACGUAGCAGGGCUCUGACACAACACGCUCCUUUUAAUGCUGGUGUUGAUAGAGCUGCCACCAUUCCCACCACCAGCCUGAUCAGAUACGACAGUGGGCUCUGCCUGGUGCAAGAUGUGGUUGUUCAUUGCAACCUUGUUUUUGACACAAGCAGCUGCAAACUCAGAAGAUGUCCUCGAGUACACAAAGGGUGCAAAUCCUGAGACAUUCAUGAAUAUUAGCCAAAUGAUCUGCUACAGAGGGUACCCCAGUGAGGAGUAUGAAGUCCUGACUCGUGAUGGUUACUACGUCAGACUGAACAGAAUUCCUCAUGGGAGAGAAAAGCCUGGAAACAGAGGCCCCAAACUAGUCGUGUUUCUUCAGCAUGGGCUACUCGGUGAAGGCAGCAACUGGGUUGAAAAUCUGUCUAACAACAGCCUUGGCUUCAUACUAGCAGACUCUGGCUACGAUGUCUGGCUGGGAAACAGUCGGGGAACACGCUGGUCCCAGAGACACCAGCAUCUUUCCACUGAUCAGGUUGAAUUCUGGGAUUUCAGUUUCCAUGAAAUGGCUAUGUAUGACCUCCCAGCAAUGAUCAACUUUGUUCUGCGGAAGACCGGCCAGAAGCAGAUAUAUUACGUGGGCUACUCUCAGGGUGCCUCUAUUGGAUUCAUAGCAUUUUCAUCCAUGCCAGAACUGGCUCAGAAGGUCAAAAUGUUUUUUGCCCUGGCUCCUGCAGUGAUAAUUAAGCACGCCAAAAGUCCAGUUAUGAAAAUGUCAUUCCUGCUUGACAGACAAUUCAAGGUAUUUCAGCUCUUGCUGGGCCAAACAGACGCCUCACUGCGAAUGAGGAAGCUCUGGAGAUUUCUUCCUGACCUGUGCAGGCACCCAGUCUUGCACAAGCCCUGCGCCACCCUGUUGUUCCUGCUGGGAGGCUACAAUGAGAAGAACCUCAACAUGACCCGGCUGGAUGUAUACACAGCCCACUAUCCUGACAGGACAUCUGUCAAAAACAUGAUACACUGGGCCCAGGUGAUGACCUCAGGAGACUUCAAAGCCUUUGACUAUCGCAGUGAAAACCAAGCCAUAUACCACCAGGUAGGAGGAGGCUGCAGCGCUGGUGUCUGGAGGUGGGAGGUGGGCAGGUGGCAGGGGCAGGGGCCGGGGAAGCCCCCCUGCGUUCAUCCCACGGGAUGUCCCCAUCCAAAACCACUGCCAGCCUCACGCCGAGUCUGUCCCAGGUGUUGCAGGGCUGGGUUAGCUUGUGGGGGUUCUCAGACGUGUCUGUGUCUCUCCAGGAGAUACCUCCCUCUUACCAGCUGGAGAAGAUGCCCGUGCCCACUGCAGUGUGGUCAGGGGGUGAGGACUGGGCAGUCAACUGGAGGGACGUGCACCUGCUGCUGCCCCGCAUCGCCCACGUCAUCUCCUACGUGCACAUCGCCGACUGGAACCACUGGGACUUCAUCUGGGGCUUGGACGCCCCCGGCCGCCUCUACAGCCACAUCCUGGCCCUGAUGGAGAGGUCUCGGUAGGGCGGGACCCGGCUCAGCAGGCCGGCUGCAUCUGGACACGGGGAGGCUGGGGGCCGAGAGCAGCCCCUGGCUGUGGCACAGAGGAGGUGGAUCGAGCCAAGCCUUUCUCAGCUGCCACAGGCGACGCAAGGAGGGGCCCCAGCCCUGGGCUGCGGCCCAGGGGACUCGGGUUGGAUGCGGGGAACCCGGGGCCAGCUGACAGCGAUGCCACCGCCAAGCCGCCUGCUCCUGCUCUGCAUGUCCCCGCCCUGCUGCUUGCUGCAAAGCCCCGGAGACAGUUAAAGGCCACAACACCCGUACACGCGCAUACAGAACAAGAAAAAAAAAACGAAACAAAACAAAAAAAUUGCUCGAAGGGGCCUUCUCUCGCACGGGA